GGACAGCUAUUCGUUUAUGAGCAGUGUUAGUGAAUUGCUGAGGUAUAUCGUCCAACUCGGAUGAUAUCGGGAUUGUCUAGUUGUUAUCACUAAAAAAGUUGUUUAUCUCAUUUUGAAUAUUAUUAUAGGGAUUCAAUGCUUCUUCCAAUGGAAGCGCUUAAUCCACUGAUUCUUAUCAUAUGGACUUUACUGACAGCAAAUCCAGUAGCUCCGGAUUGUGGCUGUAACAAACUAAAACGAACCGCACCGGAGAAAAAUGGUCCCUCGGAUACCGUUAUAUUCCCAGAUGCUAAAAAAUCCCAGGACAACGGAGAAGAUGAGAGUCUACUCCACUUGGUAAGACAUUCCAAAGAGAUCGAAGGAAUGAGCUUGAUUCCCGCUGGGAAGUAUCUUAUCGGAACCAACGAGCCGUUCUUCAUCGGGGACCACGAGGGACCGGAAAGAGCAGUGGAACUGGAAGCAUUCUAUCUGGAUCGGUACGAAGUUUCCAACCGGUGGUUUGCGAAAUUUAUCGAAAUGACUGAAUACAUUACGGAGGCGGAGCGGUUCGGGGACAGUUUUGUGUUCCAGGAGUUCCUGGAUGCGAAAGUGCGAGAAAAGUAUAAGGACUAUAGAGUGGCUGCUGCGGUGUGGUGGUACAAGAUACCCGGAGCAAGCUGGCGUUAUCCGGAGGGUGAUAAGAGCAGGGGAAUCGAAAACAGAAUGAAUCAUCCGGUGGUUCAUGUUUCGUGGAACGACGCCAAGGCAUACUGCGAGUGGCUGGGGAAAAGGCUACCAACGGAGGCCGAGUGGGAAGCCGCAUGCCGCGGAGGGCGAAAGGGGAAACUGUUCCCCUGGGGCAAUAAGCUUAUGCCGAAGGAUCAGCACCACAUGAAUAUUUGGCAGGGAGAGUUCCCGGAAGGAAACCAGGUGGAAGACGGCUGUGAGGGCACUUGUCCGGUGGACAAGUUCAGACAGAAUCAGUAUGACUUGUACAACAUGGUGGGCAAUGUGUGGGAGUGGACCGCCGACAUGUGGGACCCGAAAGAGAACGUCAAUCCACCGAAUCGGGUCAAGAAAGGUGGAUCGUAUUUGUGCCACAAGUCGUACUGCUAUCGGUAUAGGUGCGCGGCGAGGUCGCAAAACACUGAGGACAGUUCGGCCGGAAACUUGGGAUUCCGAUGCGCUGCUAAUGUAGAUUAGGCGCUAGAUAUAAGUUGGUUCAAUCGAAUUAUUCUAAAUUAAAUGGUAUUGCCGAUCUAUGUGAUAAUUUAAAAUAAUGUUAAAUAUGCUUCGUCUUACAUGACCCAAUGAGUGCCACUCUGAAUAAAUAAUAUGUUAAGUGUCA
This is a messenger RNA of Aedes albopictus (Asian tiger mosquito), 1327 nucleotides long. RefSeq names its product formylglycine-generating enzyme. Gene Ontology annotation, cellular component: endoplasmic reticulum. Bases 136 to 1182 code for a protein of 348 amino acids. NCBI's taxonomy places the organism in Eukaryota, Metazoa, Arthropoda, Insecta, Diptera, Culicidae. The transcript is spliced from 2 exons. The record is from RefSeq and is a predicted model, not a curated record.